CAUUGGCUACUUCCAGAUUGCAAAACAAAAAUACUGCAGACCUCAAAUUUGCUCCGUGUUUUAACUUAAUUAAUCAUUGAGUUGGUGACUGUCGACGUGUUUACUCGAGGUUUUUGUGUCAAGUAAGUUGCCCUCUUGGGUUCUGAAUGAUUUUCAGUCAGGAUAUUGCUUUCGAAAGAGAAUUUAGGGACGAGGGAAAGUACUACGCAGAAAUGGGCGGAUCAAGAAGUGGUGCAUUACCUUAGCAACAACUCGGAAGUCAACAAAGAAAGAUGCCCCGAAAAGAGCCUAAAAGGCUGCAUGCGACAACCGCUGCUCGGAUCAGCAAGUCGCUUGCCCAUGUCUGCAAAUUCAUUGACUACACACGUCACGAACUUGACGUAGCAAAAGAGAUGAAGGUCAACUUGGCCCGCAUUGCCCAAAGUCUGCCAGGUCCCAGCCUGGAGCAAGUUAUGACCGAAGUUGUCUCCCACCUGGAGAACGACCUUGGCCUUGGUGACGGUGAAGACUCUGGUCUGGCGACAGCCCUCUCUGUAUUCCUUCAACCGCAGCUGCGAUCUGUCAAUCUCAGCUCAACUUUCCACAAGGUUCGACUGCACCCACAAUUGAGGAGCAACUGCAGUACCAUGGUACAUUCGAGCCUGUCAAGUCUGAAGUACCUGAGUCACCUGAACUUAAGCAUGUGUGCCACAAAUGAUGCACUUCUAACAAUAUCUAAAAAUUGCCCCAACCUGAUCUCACUCAAUGUGUCCUGUUCCGACGAACUCAACGACGAAGGUCUUGUGCACCUUGCUCCGAAAGACUCAAGUGGAUGUGCACAGCUCAGGGUGCUGAACAUGCUAAAAGUGUGGCAGUUGACACCAAAAUGCGUGGCUUUGGUCACAAGCAAUCUUAACCAUCUUGCCUAUCUGGCUUAUGAUCGCUUUGGAGAGAUGAUUGAGUCCAUCGAGCACAAGAACCGUGCCCUCCACUUAAUGAACUUUGACCACUCUUUCAGCAUUUACAAACCUACUUACGAAGAGAUCUGCGCAGCUACAAAAAUUUGUCCCAAUAUCACAGAGUUGAAGGUUAAUACAAACGAUGAGUCACUGCCCUUGUUUAGCGUCAUGGAAAAAGUGGAGCAUGUGACUGUAGAGCUGGACGGAGAAUUAAAAAGUGGGACGGAGAUGUGGUUGCAGUAUUCGGGGCCGAAAUUUCGCAGCGUCGACUUGACCGUUGGUCACGAUAUUACCUGGAAGCAGUUGGUGCACUUGGCAGAGAAUUGUACAAAUCUCAGAAAACUCAAAUUUACUGGACAGAACCUGAUUUGGGACCAGGGCGCCUUUUCAGAAAUCAAUGUCCGCUUUCCUCAGCUUGAGGAGCUUGAAAUGAAUUUCAAAGGGAUUCAAGCCAUACACGAGAAUAUGCUGAAAUGGAUUCUGAGAUCGGCCUGUGACAGUAUUAAAUCCCUUAAAAUUGAUGGUCCCGUUCCAUUUAUUUGUGAUACCUUUGUCGAGACCCUUUUCAAAGAUUACCCAAUGAAGAAUCUGCAGGAAUUCUCUUUUCAAAAGGCGCGCCAGGGGCAGCUAACAGUACAAACUCUGAGACUGGCCAUCAAAAACUGCCCCGAUUUGCAACGUGUGAACCUGAGUGGCUUUACUCUUGAAGCUAGUGAUAUUGAUGCAGUGAGAAAAGAAAUUGAUCAGAGCAACCUCAACAUUAAGUUCUUUGUGGAUCCUGCAUAGGAUCUGAAUAAUAUUAUGUUCACAUCACUUAAAGUUUGUGCGUUUUUUAACUUGAUAGUCUUUUUUGUAGUAAAAGUGGUACUUUAUUUUCACUUUUAAUCUUCUUUUGUUAUUGAGAUAUGUAUAUGAAGAUAAUAUAUCAUACCAAAUAUUCAAUAUUUAUUGCCAAAGGAAUUUACAAUAUUAUUGACAAGAAGAUUAUUUGAUCAUGUUUAUUAUUUGAAUUAAAAGCAAAAAGAGCUGUAAUUUGAAAAAAAAAAUGUGAAUGCUUCAUAUUUAUUACUAUAGUUAAAUUAAAAUGAUUGUAAAAUGUGGUAUAUUGUAUCAGUAUAACCAAAGUGUGUGGAUGAAAUAUGUUAAAAUAAUGCUUAGCUUUAUAGUCAAGAACUGUGGUGAGAUUAUUUCGAAUGAAUAUAAAGUAAUUUUUAACUCAUGAUUUUGUAUAAUUGUGAUUACACUGGUCACAUUAUCAAUUUUGAAUUUGAUUUAAAUCAUUAUAAAUUAAUGAGAUAAUAUAGAUAAAGAGAUUCAUGUAUGAAAGAAGAAAUAAAUACUGCAUUAAAAAUAUUUAUAAGUCCAUCACUGUGAAAAUACGAAAAUAAAACCAAUAAAACAUAAUAAAAACUUGCCAAUA
This is a messenger RNA of Neocloeon triangulifer, 2358 nucleotides long. RefSeq lists its product as uncharacterized. The transcript is spliced from 7 exons. Bases 273 to 1724 code for a protein of 483 amino acids. Gene Ontology annotation, biological process: SCF-dependent proteasomal ubiquitin-dependent protein catabolic process. Gene Ontology annotation, cellular component: SCF ubiquitin ligase complex. The record is from RefSeq and is a predicted model, not a curated record. Lineage: Eukaryota; Metazoa; Arthropoda; Insecta; Ephemeroptera; Baetidae.